AUGUCGCUGGUGCUUGCGCUGGCGCUUGGGGUUUAUGUCAGCAAUCGCCUGCUCACUCACUGGCUCCUGGUGAGUGGUCUGGAGCAGAACUAUGCUGACCAGCAAACCGAUAUCCAGACCGCUCUGGCAACUUACGCUGUUGAGCUCGAACCGCAGUCCAGCCAGAAGCUUGAAGGAUUACGCCUUUCACCACCUGCCGAAAGCAGCGCUGCCGCCCGGAUGUCUGGUGAAACACGCGAAAAAUUCCAAAAGAUGCUGGCACGGCAUCAUGCUGACUCGAUCAUUCUGAACCAGGCGCUUGUCUAUCCGGCGGGCGCGUCCGCCGAAAAUCCGAACCUUCCGGAUUUUGCGCAGAUAGAUUGGCUCGCAAAGAAUGAACUUACGUCUGUUCGCACCCUCAAUCACGCCUGGGCCGCCUUCAAUUCGGACCGGGCCCUGACCGUUGUUCCGGACAUGACCUGGCUCGGAGCGUUCGGUUCCAAUGCCAUUGUCGUCUACAAUCCGAAACGAGCGGAUGUCGUCGAACCCAGUCUCGUUCUGCUGGUGACGCAAACGGGUAUUCUGGAAAACCUUUCAGGAUUGAUCUGGUCAAUCAGCGCGGCAAUCGGCGUGCUGUGCCUGCUCUCCUUCGCGUUGGCCGCCAUUCUGCUCUGGAUGCGAUUUUAUGAUCAGGUCCGCACGAACAGUAACAUUCAGUACCUUGCCCAUCAUGACACUCUGACGGGCCUGCCAAAUCGGGCUGUGUUCAAUGCCAGGCUCGCUGGAGCACUGCGUAGUGCACAGGCCAAGGCGUCGAAUGUCGGCGUCAUGCUGAUCGAUGUCGACAAGUUCAAGGAAAUCAACGAUACGCACGGUCACGGUAUUGGAGAUGUAUUUUUGCAGAUCGUCGCUGAACGCUUGCAGACGGUCUUCCACAAACACCUUGUGGCACGCCUGUCAGGUGACGAGUUUGCAGUUUUGUUGACAUCGAUCUCAGAUCCGGCACGCAUGACGCGACUUGCCACAGACAUGAUUGCAGCGACUUCCGCACCCUGCAUUAUCGAUGGCAAGGAUAUCAAGCUUUCGCUCUCCAUUGGCAUUGCGCGUGCCACAGACGGUUCCUGGCGGGUUUCCCGUCUUCUUCACUGCGCGGACCUUGCGCUUUAUCAUGCCAAACACAACGGUCGGUCCACAUUCUCCUGGUAUACGCCCGGUCUGGACGCGGAAGCCCAAAAGCGACAGGAAGUCGAAAACGGGCUCGCCAAGGCACUCAAACUUGACCAGUUCAAGCUCGUCUACCAGCCACAAUACGCGCUGCGCGACGGUACGCUGCGAGGUUACGAAGCUCUGGUUCGCUGGGAGCACCCCACCAAAGGGGAAAUCCGACCCGAUCUUUUCAUCCCGAUCGCUGAAGACUGCGGUCUGAUCGACGAAAUCGGCACCUGGGUGUUGAACCACGCGUGCCGGGAAGCAAUGCUUUGGGAAGAUCAGAGCAAAAAGGUAGCGGUCAAUGUUUCAGUUGGGCAGUUCGUCGCCGGUGAAACACAGAAAAGAGUGGCGCAGGCGCUGAACAAGUCCGGACUUAACCCGAGGCGCCUGGAAAUCGAAAUCACCGAGAGCCUGCUCAUAUCCAACACGGAAGCCGUGAUCGAGACGCUGCGUCAGAUCCACGACAUGGGCGUUUCAAUCGCUAUGGAUGACUUCGGUACGGGAUAUUCGUCACUGAGCUAUCUCAGUCUCUUCCCGUUCGACAAGAUCAAGAUCGAUCAGGCCUUCAUCCAGAACCUCGGCAAGGACACGAGCACGGAUGCCAUCGUCACAUCCAUCGUGGGACUGGGUCGGUCCCUGAACGUGACCAUCACGGCCGAGGGAGUAGAGACGGAAGAACAGGCCAUUCUCCUGAGCGCCGCUGGCUGUGAUCUCGUGCAAGGCUAUAUGUUCGGCAAACCGGGCACCGUGGCAAAGCACGAAGCCGCCUACCCGAUCUUCCCUCACAAUGAGGAAGGCGGAUUUUGGUUUCCGCAAAAACGGAAGCAAGUCCUGCCGCCGCCAAAAAUUUCGCUUUCGCCCCAACUUGCGCAAUACGCAACGCUUGCCGCUCCGGAAGAAACUUCAGAAGAAGAAAACGAGACAGCGACCGUUUGA
Messenger RNA from Effrenium voratum, 2124 nucleotides. The record is from the annotation of a GenBank genome assembly. Lineage: Eukaryota; Dinophyceae; Suessiales; Symbiodiniaceae.